AUGCCUGAUCUCCCCAUUUUCCUGUCAAACUGUCCUGCCUAUGACGAAUACGACGAUGAGGGCCUGGUAACUGUAUACCAUGGCGAGUUUUGGUGCCGGUGGCCCCAAUGUCAUCGCGGCAAGAAGGGAUUCAACGCCACCAACAACCUUCGCAAGCAUGUUGCGAGUGUUCACAAUCUUGCCGUCAAGCUGGCCGACGUGGGGAAUCUCACCGGUACGGAACAGGACGCCAUCCGGACCUGGUAUGAUGACUUGAUCGAUGACCAGGAGGAGUAG
This is a messenger RNA of Penicillium alfredii, 276 nucleotides long. RefSeq lists its product as uncharacterized. Bases 1 to 276 code for a protein of 91 amino acids. NCBI's taxonomy places the organism in Eukaryota, Fungi, Ascomycota, Eurotiomycetes, Eurotiales, Aspergillaceae. The transcript has 3 exons. The record is from RefSeq and is a predicted model, not a curated record.